Molecule: messenger RNA, 3204 nt
Organism: Penaeus vannamei (Pacific white shrimp)
Lineage: Eukaryota; Metazoa; Arthropoda; Malacostraca; Decapoda; Penaeidae
Biological process (GO): proteolysis
Molecular function (GO): cysteine-type endopeptidase activity
Source: RefSeq, a predicted model, not a curated record
AUAGAUAAAAGCGGGGAAUCAGCUGUUCAGAUUAGUAUGCGGAGAGACAGCGUAGGAGGAGCUUCGAAGUCCCGGAUGAACGCGUUGAAAGAUCCCUUGGUCGGCCAAGUCUGUCGCGAUGUCCUCAGAGACCUUUCUGUUGGCCGACUCGACCAUAAUCCCGGUCCCGAAGCCUCUGGCCAUCAAGGUCACCCCCUGCACCGAAUUCCAAGGACCUCCCGACGCCUACAGGAAUGAGUCGAGCCCGAGGGGAGCCCUCCUCGUCGCCAACUACUCGACCUUCAGCAGCCCCGACAGCACACCGCGCCUGGGUUCGGAGGUGGACGAGGAGCACAUCACAGAGCUCUUCCGGCAGAUGGGUUACGAGAACACGAAGACGAUUUCGAACGCCUCGAAGGAGGACACGGAGAAGACCCUCCUGCAGUUCCGGGAGGAGAAGCUACACGAGGACGUGGACUCGCUGGUGGUCGUGUUCAUGAGUCACGGGUCGGAGGGGCAGAUCUGCACGUCGGACGGAGAGGUCCUUCAGAAUCAGGAGAUCGUCGAGUACUUCAGCGACGUCAACUGCCCCGCGCUCAAAGGGAAGCCCAAGUUCUUCAUCUUCCAGCAGUGUCGCGGGAAAAAGGAACAUAUAGAAACGGACGACAUGCGCAUAGACUCCGAAAAGAUUCGUGAUAGCUAUGUGCCUCAGAAGAGGGGCCAAAGGAAGUUGUCAGACGUUUAUAUCUGUUUUUCAACGCUGCCGGGCUUUGUGUCCUAUAGGUAUAAGGGCCGCGGGUCUCCUUAUAUCGACAGGAUCUGCAGAGUCUUCAUGGCAGAAGCACAUCGGAAGGAGAUCGACGCCCUUAUGAAGCAAGUGGACAGGGAAAUGCCAGACGCACAACCGGUGGAAAUACGACGCCAGGGAUUCAAGUACGAUUUUUAUUUUAACCCAAGUUCUCCGCAAGAAAAUGCAUCAGCAGUGGCAUGCAGUGAUGCAGUGGACACACAUGAGAACACUUACAAGACCACUGGCUCACCGAAGGGCCUUGUCCUCAUCAUCAACAACCUCGAAGGAUGCCAAGAGGACGUGAAGAAACUGCAGGAAAUCUUCACUCUGCUUGGAUUCAACGUCCUGCCGCCCCGUGAGAACCUGACGAAGCCGGAAAUGGAGGAAGCCUUCAGCACUUUUUCUGAAAUGCCACAAUACGACUCAGCUGUUGUUAUAAUCUACGGGAGAGGCUUCGAGGACUGUAUAGUGUCUGGGGAUGGCAAGGUAACAACUUUCCUGGAACUCACAAGGACCUUUAAUGAUUUGAAUUGCCCGAAUUUAGCCGGAAAGCCGAAGUUGUUCUUCACGAAUACGUGUUUUGUGGGUGGCAUUACGACAGAAGAGGUAGAGGCCGCUCGAACGGGACAAGCUGCUGAAUUCUGUUACCGAAGCGAAGUGGCAGAGCAAGCUGGACUGUGUACUGACGGCGGCACUGACCUAGACGCGACAGAAGGCACAGUGCUUCCUGCUGAGCGCGACAUCUUUCUGCUAAGCGUAGAAGUGGACGGAGAGUGCAAGCAAGGUUCACUGUUAACAGAAGCCUUAUACCAAGUCCUUAUCACGAACGCAAAGGACAAGGAACUCAUGGCCCUCACUAAAAUGAUUCUGCGGAGGCUAGACGACUUACAGGACGGCAAUGGAGGCGAAGAGCAAUAUUAUCACGAGUUAAGGACCUACAAAUUCCAGCGCGAUUACUACUUCAAUCCCCCGAAAUUUGUGUCGUCACCAGACACUCCUUCUAAACCCCGUGAGCUGACGAUUCCAAAAAGCUGUUUCUCCAAGAAGGUCAAUGUGAGGCAGGUGAAACAGCCCAAGAACACCCAUUCUGAUUACAGGAACUGGUCGAGACCGCAUGGUUUGGCCCUCGUCCUCUCCUUUGAGAAAUAUGAGAGCGAAGAGCUGCCGAACUGUCCAUGGCGUCAGUCCGUUGCGAAGAUGAUGUCCGAUCUCUACUGUGGUCUGGGUUACAAGACGGAAAUAUGUAGUAAUCCAAGCAUCGCCGAAGUCAAAACCCGUCUGGAAGAAUUUUCAAAAAGACAAGAACAUGCAGACCUCGAUUCUGUAGUCGUUCACAUCCAAGGGCUUGGCAAAGACUGUGACACCUUCCACUGCACCGACGGAGAGCUUCUUCACCUGUCGGACGUCUUUUCCCACUUCACGGACGAGUCUUGCCCAGCUCUGAAGGGAAAGCCCAAGUUAUUCUUCCUCCACAUGACGGAGACAGAAAAGUGGGAAGAUCCGAGCAACAGCCCGGGGAAAGACCUGAGGGACACCUUUAUCGUUCGCCUGACAACUGAAGUGUCCGAAAGUGGUCUUCACCCAACCGCAGGCCUGUCCGCCUGGAGGAAGGCAGUCGAAGAACAUGCUCAGGACCAUCACCUGGAGCGCCUGAUUAGCAAAGCUGACACGUACCUGCAUGAAGGAGCCUCGACUGCCAGCGUGUCUGACGAACAUUUUGCCCGCGAGUUUUGUGCUAGGCCUAGAAAACUCUUUUUCAAUCCCAGCAAAGUGUGAACUCCCAGUAGUCCAAAGUGAACGGUGCUUAUAUUAAUGUUAUUUUGAGGGCGAUAUUUUCUAUCUGUGAUGGACGGUCACUCUUUGAUACGCAAUUUUGACCAGUUUGAAAUUCGCCUUCCGCCACUAUGCCAAAUGAUCUCAAAGAACAGUAGACUAAAUAGUGAUAAUGAUUGUAAAUAGUGAUAAUGAUUUAGUUUUAAGAUAUUUAUUUAUGAUGAACAAAGAGCCAUCGCCAUACUGUACACAGGCGAUGGCAGGGAACAUUUUAUAUGCAUGAUCCUUACCAAAAUUACAUACACAGUGUUAUCAAAAUAAUCUGAUGUAAAAGUAUACAUGAAUCCAUUUUAAAAACAAGAUACACAGGAUAACACGAUCCACUUAAAAGAUGAUGAACGAACCGAUUUUAAACAAAUAUUACACUAUAAGAUCACAUUUGUUAAAUUAUUCCAAUAAUUAAUCGAUUUGCAAUGUCACCUUAUCAGUGGUAUUGUAUUGUUUGAUAUUAAGCGUAAUAUUUAAGAUAUGAGAAAGUAAUCUCUCCUUUGUAUAAAAUGUCUUAUUCAGGGAUACUGUCUUAAGUUACUAUCUCUCUCUCUCUCUCUCUCUCUCUUCUCUCUCUCUCUCUCUCUCUCCUCUCUCUCUCUCUCUCUCUCUCU